This is a messenger RNA of Cucumis melo (muskmelon), 3196 nucleotides long. RefSeq lists its product as uncharacterized. The transcript has 3 exons. The record is from RefSeq and is a predicted model, not a curated record. Gene Ontology annotation, molecular function: zinc ion binding; nucleic acid binding. NCBI's taxonomy places the organism in Eukaryota, Viridiplantae, Streptophyta, Magnoliopsida, Cucurbitales, Cucurbitaceae. Bases 1733 to 3007 code for a protein of 424 amino acids.
AAUGAAGAUUUAGAGAUUUUUGUGGGUGAUUUAAUUUGUUAAGUUGGUUGUUAUUUGGACUAAAGUAGGAAGAAAAAAAAAAAAGGGGGGAUAAAAGAAAUAAUAUUUAUGUUUUUUAUUUAGUAUUAAUUCUUUUAUAAAAGGGGGCUUUGGAAAGCGUGUAGUUCACCUCUUCCCCAAGAAGUGAAAAAAAAAAAAAAGAAGAAAACCCUAAAUCCCAAUCUCCCCCGCCGCCGCCGCCGCCGCCGCCGCUAGUCAACCGCCGUAGGUCACCACGCCGGUCUCCCAGCAGCGUCGAAGAUCGGUCCACGUCGAGCCGCCGCGCGCCAAGGAUCGAAGCCGCCGCACGCCAAGGAUCGAAGCCGCCUUCAGUCGGGAGUCGCAAGCCGAAGCCGAAGCCCAUCGCGUCUGCAAGCCGAAUCGUGGCGGCCAGCCGAAGCCGAAUCGCGUCGCUUCGUUUCGACGCCGAGCAGCCCCCGUCCGCAGCCGCCGAGCGAAGCCGCAUUUAAGCCGGACCACCGCAACCCGUCGCGCAACCCGAGUCCGGAAGUCAGCGUCACUCUGCGCGAAGAUCAGACCCGACCGAAGACCCGCUCCGCGACCCGAGCCAACGCGCGCCGUAUUCCGGAAACCGACCCGCGCCCGCGUGCACCCGCGUGUGAGCCGCGCCGCGCGCUUCUGCGUAGCCGAGCCGCGUCUCCCUCCUGUUGCAAGCCGAGCCGCACGCGUAGUUCCUGUCCAAGCUGAGCCGCGCCUGUCUGCACCGCGAGCCGAGCCGAUCUCCAGCCUCCAAGCCGAGCCGGUUCCUGCCCUAUUUUCCAGCCGAGCCGCCAAGCUUAUUUUGGCUCCUCCCACCUAUUUUUGGUAAAUUAAGUAUUUAUUUUGGGCAUUUCCCCAAUACGACCCAAUGUUUUGGGCGCUAAAUAAUUUAAUUUGGACUAAAUUAAAUUAUUUUUCCUAAGGAACGUCUUGGACCGAGUAACUGCUGCAGCGGGAGAUUUUCUUCAGUAGGGGCUCAACCACUGCAACCUUUUCUGGGGUAAGUUAUUUCAACCGAGUUUUAACCGUUAGCCGUUGGUGACUUAUUUACGAACUUUGGCGUUAUUAAAUAUUUAGGAUCCCGUUGCUUGGAAAGCACACGUGUCUUGCGGUUAGGACUCGUCGAGUGAAUCUCCAGGUAGAGGACGAGGCAAGGGCAAGGGCAAACUGGCGAGCGACCCGAAGUGAGACCGAGGAGGGCCAUAGGGACUACCGCUUCCGCUUAUUUCUUAUUUCAGAUUUUAGCAUUUGAGUUUGAGUACUUUUUUAUUUUUCACUAUCUUUUAUGUAGAUAGGGCCCGAGUAGGAUUUCAGAACGUUUUUACAUUUUUGCACGACUACCUUGUUUAUGCUUUUAUAAAUGAAUUUCUUGAACCGUAUGCUUUUAAUAAAAUUUUAUGACUUAAACCACUUGUUCUAUAUUGAGUAAUGACUUCGAUUCAGUAUAAGGAGUUGGGUAAUUACAGUUGGUAUCAGAGCACAGUGUUUUAGGUUCUGUAGACUGACCUACGAUGUAAGUCAUUUUUGUUUUUGGUUUUACUUCACCCUAUGGCUAUACGGUCCUUCGGCACUCGCCAGGUAUGUCUAAAGCCUUGCUAAUGUUAAGAUUACAAUUUUGCCUGAAUAGUCUAAGACCUAGAUAUAGGGUGUUAAGUUCUUGUGGUGAGAAGUUUGUUGGUGAAUUUUAGGGAGAAUGCCGCCACGUAGAGGUACACGCCGAGGAGGUGGUAGGGGAGGCAGAGGAGCCGGUCGUGGCCAGCCGGAGGCGCCACCUGUUGCACCGGCAGUCGACCCAAACGCACCGGUCACCCAGGCGGAUCUCGCCGCAAUGGAGCAGCGUUAUCAGGACAUGCUGCAAGCUGCUUUGGCGCCUUUCCUUGCCGCCCAGCAGAACCAGGCCGCCCCUGUUCAGGCCGAGGCCGCCCCUGCUCAGGCCCAGGCCGCCCCUGUUCAGGCUCAGGCCGUCGCUCCUCCAGCCCCUGAGGAAGCUCAACCAGUACCAGUUCAACUGUCGGCCGAGGCGAAACACUUACGGGAUUUCAGGAAGUAUAAUCCCAAGACCUUUGACGGAUCCAUGGACAACCCCACAAAGGCCCAAAUGUGGUUGACGUCCAUAGAGACUAUUUUCCGGUACAUGAAGUGCCCAGAAGACCAGAAGGUGCAGUGUGCAGUCUUCUUCUUGGAGGACAGGGGCACCGCCUGGUGGGAGACCGCGGAGAGAAUGCUAGGGGGCGAUGUAAGCAAAAUAACAUGGGAGCAGUUCAAGGAGAACUUCUAUGCUAAGUUUUUCUCCGCCAAUGUGAAGCACGCCAAGCUGCAAGAGUUCCUAAACUUGGAGCAAGGCGACAUGACGGUGGAGCAGUACGACGCCGAGUUCGAUAUGCUGUCCCGCUUUGCUCCCGAUAUGGUAAGAGAUGAGGCUGCCAGGACGGAGAAAUUUGUUAGAGGACUCAGGCUAGACCUUCAGGGCAUUGUCAGAGCCCUCCGCCCAGCCACGCAUGCUGAUGCACUACGUAUAGCACUGGAUUUGAGCCUGCCUGAGAGAGCCGAUGCGUCUAAGGCUGCCGGCAGAGGGUCAGCCUUGGGACAGAAGAGAAAGGUUGAGACGCAGCCUGACGUAGCACCGCAGCGAACACUGAGGUCAGGAGGUGUCUUCCAGAGACACCGACGGGAGCUUGCAGCAGCCGGGAGGACUCUGAGAGAGCUACCCGCUUGUACUACCUGCGGGAGAGUCCACGGAGGUCGUUGCUUGGCUGGAAGUGGAGUCUGCCUUAGGUGCAGACAGCCGGGGCACACUGCUGAUAUGUGUCCUCGGAAACCCUUUGAGACGACACCGCCCCAGCCUUCUGCGGCCCAGCAGGGGAGAGUUUUCGCCACUACCCGGCAGGAGGCCGAGCGAGCUGGCACUGUGGUGACAGGUAGAGGACGAGGCAAGGGCAAGGGCAAACUGGCGAGCGACCCGAAGUGAGACCGAGGAGGGCCAUAGGGACUACCGCUUCCGCUUAUUUCUUAUUUCAGAUUUUAGCAUUUGAGUUUGAGUACUUUUUUUAUUUUUCACUAUCUUUUAUGUAGAUAGGGCCCGAGUAGGAUUUCAGAACGUUUUUACAUUUUUGCACGACUACCUUGUUUAUGCUUUUAUAAAUGAAUUUCUUGAACC